GGGUGCGGGCGCUCCGCGGCUGCGCGGCGCGUGCUGGCGGCGGCUCGGUCCCGGCCCGCGCCCGCGGCGCCCCCGCUGCGGCCGGAGCGGCCUGGCUGAGGGAUCGGUGAGCAGCGAUGGCGGGGCAGCCCCGGCAGCGUCCGGCCUGGGCGUCGCUGCUCCUGCGGCUGCUGCUGACUGGGGUCGCUGCCUGCAACGCCAGCCCCGCGGACGACGGCGCGGGUCCCGGGGGCCGGGGACCCCGGGGACGCGCGCGAGGGGACGCGGGCGCUGACGAGGCAGUGCCGCGCCACGACUCCUCUUACGGCACCUUCGCCGGCGAGUUCUACGACCUGCGCUACCUGUCGGAGGAGGGCUAUCCUUUCCCCACUGCUCCUCCUGUGGACCCAUUUGCCAAAAUCAAAGUGGAAGACUGCGGAAGAACUAAAGGAUGCUUUAGGUAUGGCAAGCCCGGCUGUAACGCAGAGACCUGUGACUACUUCCUUAGCUACCGGAUGAUAGGGGCUGAUGUGGAGUUUGAGCUGAGCGCAGACACGGAUGGCUGGGUAGCAGUUGGAUUCUCUUCAGACAAAAAGAUGGGCGGUGAUGAUGUCAUGGCCUGCGUCCAUGAUGACAAUGGCAGAGUCCGCAUCCAGCACUUCUACAAUGUGGGACAGUGGGCGAAGGAGGUCCAGAGAAAUCCUGCCAGAGACGAGGAAGGAGUUUUCGAGAACAAUCGUGUCACCUGCAGGUUUAAGCGUCCCGUGAACGUUCCCAGAGAUGAAACGAUCGUGGAUCUACACUUGAGUUGGUAUUACCUGUUUGCUUGGGGUCCGGCCAUUCAGGGCUCCAUCACCAGGCACGACAUAGACUCCCCACCGACUUCAGAGCGCGUUGUCAGUAUUUACAAAUACGAAGACAUUUUCAUGCCAUCGGCUGCCUACCAGACCUUCUCCUCUCCGUUUUGUUUGCUUCUCAUUGUCGCCCUGACCUUCUACUUGCUGAUGGGAACCCCUUAGGCACAGCUGCAAGGCCGACACACUAGGCGGAGCGGCAAGCCUUCAGUGUAUAUUUUUCAAUAUCGCCUGUAUUAUUCUAGCUUCUGUUACUUAAAAACAAGUCAUGAUUUCAACAUUUUUGGGGGAAAAAAGUGAACAAGCUUUUCUCCUAGUCAAACAGGAUUGUCAAGGCAACCCUGCUUUUGGGAAGUAUUUAAAUCGUUUGCGAACACUUCAAAUAUGUUUUCUAUUUGAGCUUUACGGUGUCUGUGCAUUUUGGUAAUACUGAUUGGGAUUUAAACCCAGACAAAGGCUGCCUUUUGUUGGCCUACACGUUUCACAGCCUUGGCUAGCGCGGUCAGCUCACACAAUGGGGAGAUAAAGAGCUAGCUGUGGAAAGAGUGUCUCCCAACAGUCUUUAUUUCGUGCGGUACUGCAUGAGAGGGUUACUUGGCAUGUUGCCGUGGAGAGCUUCACAGGACGUCACAAGUGUAUCAGCAGCCUCUCGAGAACAUUUUCGUGGAGGCUAAGUGCUUUUAGAUAGUCACACAGUGGACGGGGCGUACGGGGGAGAUUAUAGUGAUAAGCAGUGGUUUGUAUUUAUCUAAAGUAUCUUCCCAAUUAGCAAGUAGUUAUGAGAAAACAGUUUUAUAUUGCUGUUAGGAAAGAUGAAAAAAGAACUGUGAAUAUUCCUGAAGAUGUAAAAUUACCUUAAUGAUAAAAACAGGAGAAUUCUUAGCAAUUAGAAUUUGCUUCCUUCUGCUACUGUGUUCAACCAACUAAGGUGUUCCUGGGUGGCUCUAGCCAACGGUGGUGGUCAAGUCAGCAUUCAUUAACUAUAAUUAAUAUACAUUAGGACAGACAAGUCAUCCUAAGGAAAACACAUAUCAUCAUUCUUAAAGACUGUAGACACUAGGAGCAAAAAUAGGGGGAGGGACCCUAACGUAAAUUCACCAAGAGUAUACAUUAAAAAUGUUCAAUUCUAGCUGGGCGGUGGUGGCGCACGCCCUUAAUCCCAGCACUUGGGAGGCAGAGGCAGGCGGAUCUCUGUGAGUUCGAACCCAGCCUGGUCUACAAGAGCUAGUUCCAGGACAGGCUCCAAAACCACAGAGAGAAACCCUGUCUUGAAAAACCAAAAAAAAAAAUAAAAUUUAAAUUCUAUGUUUUCUUUUUUGAAAAGAGCCAGGUAAUCUCUAAAUACCUAUGCUGGCAGCCUACUUAGAGGAGAGUAACUGUGGGCACUUACACGGUGGGCCAUUGCCACAGUGGCUUUCCAGAAUUCUCUGAUUUGUUCCCAUUGCUUCCAGGCUGGCUCCAACUCUAUAGCUGAGUGACACCGGACUAUGGUUUCUAAGUCCCAAGUUUAUGUCAGAGGUGAACGUCUGCCUGUGGGGAGAAUGUUCAGAUUCUUCUGAGCUGGUGCCAAAAUAAAGUAUGUAUUACUACUUCGCGACACUGCCCACACCCAGUUUCAAACUCAAGGUUCAAGUUGGUGGCUUCACCUGAUGACAACUGCCUCUUCACCAAGCCCUCUCUCUGGUCCUGGUCAAGCUUGGCACAAGCAUGGCCGGUAUAUCAGUUUCUCAGGGUUAGUAGUUGGUUUAGGAGUGAGGGUUGGGAGUAUAUAGAGACACCCGUGUUGUAAAUAAGAAGCCCAAUAUUUUUAUAUCCUUUAUGUGUAUAGUAGUUGAUGUAUAUAAAUCGCGGAGCUAAUAGAGACUUCAGUUAGUAGUGGGAGCGAGUGUCGCUUCCCUUCCACUUUUGCUUCAAAUCACGUAACUGUUUCAUAGUCUUUGACUUUAGCGACCAGCUUUGUGUAUUUUCGCUUGGAACUUUCAGAGUUAUCCUUGCCCUUACAGUGACGUGCAGCAACUCUACUAAACUCCAGGGUUUUUGCCUCUUCAGGGUCACUGCCUGUCCCAGUGAGUCUGAGGGGCCUUGAGUUUCUCCAGCCUGCUCUCUCUCACUUGUCCUGUCCCCGUCUUCCCCAUCCCUCUGCCCCCCCAGAUGAUAGGCUCAUCUGUAAGGCCCUAACUCUUAUCCCUUCCUCCAGUCUUGGGGACUGCGUAGUUUUAGGAGUGACUCAGCCCUCCUCUAGCAUGCUGGGCUUUUCAUUGGAAGUCAUUUCUCUCCUCAUCCUUGUAACUGAUGCUACCUCUUGGUAGAUAUUCAAAAAAACUGGUGGACUGAAUUACAAAGCUGUCUCGAUACUGCGAGUUUACUUGGGCCAGAGGAAUCUCUUUUAUGGACUGUAGCUGGCUGGCCAAUGUUUUUAUAUGUCCUGUUCAUGAUCAAACUGUGUCUUCCAAAACAUGAAUGACAAUAUCCCCAGUGGCAGUGUGUUUUUGCCUUUCACUGGACACCAGUUGGCACUUUGAACAGUAAUUGCUGUCAUGAAAUAAGGAUUUACGACAAGGGAUGUGUCACAAACAGCUGACCGUCGUCUCAGAGAUCUUUCCACUGAUAGACAUGUCGAAGUGAAAGCCCUGUAAACUUCGAAUACAUCCGUUCUUACCUAAUCUAAGGAAACUCCUACUUUUCUCUCUAUUCAUUCUCUCUCUCAGUCAUCCUUCUUGAACCCCCCGACUCCUGGCUGCUGCUCUCUCAAGCAUGCACCCCCAGGUCUGACAUACAGUUUCACUUUCUACACAGUGUUUGUCCUGAGGGAGAAGCGAUCAGUGCUACUUGGUGAGAUGCCCAAGUGAAACACAAGCGGCAGACAGAUGUAUGUAGCAUUGUUGUAAGUGCUCCAUGUGGAUGAACUCUUUCAGUCCUACCAACCAGAGGAAGCGUCUGUUGUCAAUCCAGCUUUGCAGAAGGAAGAGUUGAGGCCAGUCUUCUGGCGAGCUUACCAGUGCUGGCCAGACUUUAGAGAUGCUAGUUCAAUGCACUUGUCGUGCAAGAGACCGCAGGGACGAGGGAGCCGAUAUGACUUCCUAUGCCUCAUGCAAAGUCUUUAAAACUUCCGUUAAGUAGAACCUGCUGUUCAUACUCAAAUCAGCUGGGCACCUUCGCCUGCCCCCUAGUAUUUUACAGUGAAAAUGAGCACUUCUUACAGCUGUGUUUGCGGAACUCAACACAGUGGUUUUGUAUCACUUUAUUUUCUGCUUAAAACCUUUGGAUUAUUUUGGCCAGUCAUUUUAGUACUUUUCCUCUCUUUCUUUCCUUCCUCCCCCUUCCUUCCUUUUACUUUUCUUCUCUUUCUUCCUUUCUUUUUUUUCUUUUUUCUUUUUUUGGUCAGUACUGAUGAUCAUACCCAAGGCCUUGUAGAUAUUCACGGGGUGUUCCACCACCCAGUACAUCCCCAGCUCAUUUUUAGUACUAUUAAUGUUUUCAUACUAAUGUGUCAAUUGGACACGAUUGGAAGAAUGCAUUUGUCUUAGCUAACUUUUAACCAUGACUUUCUUAAACCAUGGUCUGUCUUACAACAUGGGCCUCCAUGUGCUUUUAUUGACCCACUGUAGUUAAACAUGCACUUAAAGUCCUGAAGCUGCAUUCUGUUACUGUUGGUUGCUUUUUCCUUAACAAAAUCAGAAAGUUUGACAACUGAGGGAUGGCUUUCCAUCCCGGUAUAUUAAUACUACUUUUGCAAUCCAAGUUUACUGUCUUUAUUCAGGGUCUUGUCUUAAGUGACAUUAGCACUGAAGUUGGAUGCCAUUCUUGGCUCUAUCCCAGGAUUUCUUAUAUUUUCUUUGUAAAGGGGUCCCAGAGGCUCUACUCUGCCACAGACAGUUCAUAAGUGAACAAGUAUGGCUGCACAUUAAUAAAGCAAUUGAAAUUUGAACUUCAUAUACUUUGCAGAUGCCAAAAUGUUAAACUGAGUUUUAAAAAGCUUUUGGAAAAGGAAAAACCUAUUCUUAGUUUGCAGGCUGAAGAACAACAGGAAGUGGGCUGGGCUGGGCUGGUAGACCCUAGCUUUCCCACAGUGACUUAGCCAUGGCAUUCUGUCUCUCUAGUCGUCAUAAAUCCUAUCACCAGUAACAUAUUAUUAGCUAGUUGUAAAAAUGUCAGAGUUAGUGAAAACGUCAUUUAAACACGGUUUAUAAUUGGUUUGCUGUUAUGAAUGAAUAGCAUAGUGGCAUCCUUACACAUUCGUGUCCUAAUAUGUUUCCUGGAGUUGGCACAAACGAGAUGACAGUAAAGAACCAUUCUGGGUAAGUUCCAGCUCUGCUUUUCCUGAGGUCUGGCAGUCGUUAACAUGUUUCACUCUUGAGCUGCUCUUUCGGUGAACAUUUCUAUGCUUUAGAGUAAUUUCUUUCUGUGUAGAGACUUUUCAAAAUUAGCACAAGGGCAUGAGAGUCUUUUAUACAUGUGACACGUCUGUCUCAGCACCCUAGGCCGUCUGCUGAGGUGACAUCCUUACUCUCUAAACAGGACUGCAUAAAGUGAACAGGUUGAUUAUUUUCAACUUGUUUAUAUGUAUAUACACUUUGUACAUAUGUGACAGGUGGGGUGUGUUUAUACAAAAACAUACAAGUACGCACGCGCAAACGCGUGCGCGCGCGCGCGCACACACACACACACACACGAUUCGUUGUUUUUCUGAUCUCUUGUAUACUUUCAAACCCAGAGAUAAAAUAUCAUAUGUGUUACUGACAUACUUACCUUGCAUUUUUAGCAAUUUAGUUUGUAGGAAGGAUUCCUGAAUCUCUUACUAAGUCUUGCCUCUUCUUUUCACCAUUAUAUGAAUUGUAAAGAAUGUAUAUACAUUGUUGUUUAAUAUAACUUUUCUAUAUCAUUAAGAAGCCAAGACUCACAUUAGUUAAGUAACUGGCAUGUUUCAUGGCAGCCUAAACAUGUUUUAACCUGCAUUAGUUUUCUUAUUCUAUUCUACUAUUUAGUGAGCAAUUUGUCUACUUUCAAGUUUGAUUUCCUUGGUUUUUAAUUUAGCAGAUGACUUGCAUAUAAUUUCCUUUUCAUGAAAAUAGCAGUUAAAGAAAUAUGAGCCUCAAUAAGCCUGGCAAUGGAAAAAUGUGUGUAAAUCUCCUAGCCUUGGGGGGGUGUCCCAUUUAAGAAUACACCAACCAUUCGGUAGUAUUUUUAGUUUUCUUCCAAAUCUUUGCUAUUAGGUGAGUAACCACCCAGUCUGGUUCUUCUGGAAUGUAAUCAUCUCUAAGGUUGCUGAAUGCUCAGUGGGUGUGGCAUUCACCCAGGUCACUAGAGUCUUUCCUGCUUUCUUGCCUAGAAUGCCCUGACCCCUCCACCCUGGAAGAGUGAACGCAGCUUCUCCACAUGCCUUAUUCCCACUGGCGCAUUGACAUGCUGGAACAAUCUGGCUCCAGAAGUACUAAUACAGUUUUUCUGAGACUGUCUACAAAAUACUAUUUUGUUAAAACUAUGCCUUUAAAUAGACACGGAUGGGUUAUAUUUGUUUUAUAAAAAGUUGUGUAUCUAAUGUUCAAUUGUGAUUGAUUUUGAGAUUAUAUAUAAAUGUAUAUUUAUAAGCCUGUCCUAUGUGGAUUUUUACUCUAAGAUGUGUGCCACAUUACUAAUAAAGAUAUGAGUUUCUAUUUAUGUAAAGUAAUUGUAGCAACACUCCUAACCGCUACUGAAAUGAUUAUUCUGUUCACUGGCCACCACAUAUACUUUUAUCUUUAGAGGAUUAAGUUAUACUCAGACUAUAUUAACCAGGAUUAAACUUUAAAGGCAUAAACUCUCAACAUAAUUUGAAUUCUUCCUGUUGAUGUAAUUAAAACUAGUUUAUAAU
Microtus oregoni (creeping vole) is the source of this 6684-nucleotide messenger RNA. RefSeq names its product ferric chelate reductase 1 like (gene Frrs1l). The record is from RefSeq and is a predicted model, not a curated record. Gene Ontology annotation, biological process: regulation of glutamate receptor signaling pathway. Lineage: Eukaryota; Metazoa; Chordata; Mammalia; Rodentia; Cricetidae. Bases 117 to 998 code for a protein of 293 amino acids. The transcript has 5 exons.